This is a messenger RNA of Caenorhabditis remanei, 354 nucleotides long. RefSeq lists its product as uncharacterized. Bases 1 to 354 code for a protein of 117 amino acids. Lineage: Eukaryota; Metazoa; Nematoda; Chromadorea; Rhabditida; Rhabditidae. The record is from RefSeq and is a predicted model, not a curated record. The transcript is spliced from 2 exons.
AUGCUUCUUCUUCACAACACUCAAACUACAUCAUCAGCUUCAAUUGGGGUGACUGCCAUAGCAAGUUAUGAUGAGCAGAUUAUAAAGUUAAUAGUGUGGAUUUGUCCCGAUCCGACUCUUUAUGAUAUGGUUGAAAAGUCUUUGAUUCAAUAUCGAACUGUGGAUGACAUAAAUAAAUCACUUCAAGAUAAAGUGUCUGGCUAUCGUAAUGCUCUUUGGCUCGUGAAUACGAUAAACUACAGUAGGACGACCGCUGAUACAGCUCCAGGACCAAAUCGUUCUUCCCAAAAUUUAUGUUUUGUCCAAGUGCCCGAUGAGAAAAUCGUCGUUUUUGUAGCUGCUGUUGUAUCUUGA